AUGCGGACUACAGUGUAUUGCUGCUCAGGUAGCACCGGGAUAGGCUGUGGACCGAUGACUGUAGGGGUCUCCUGGCGGUUUGGCUCCAUGGAAGAUCCCUGGUCUUCACUGGCCCUGCUGGGUCACUCCCAGCAGCACUUUCGGAAACUGUCCUCUGUUACCAGUAUAAAUCUGGAAAGUUAUCCAAACCCACUCAGUCCAAAUACAAUUAUUGGAUCUCCGGGGACCUUGGGAGUCCUGAUAUCAAGCAGUAACCCUGCUGACUCUGACCCUUUCAUUGACUUUAAUUACUGUGCCCAGCUACAUUUUAAGACUGGAGAGGACCAAAGAGGUGAUUUGUCAAUAACGCUAAAAGCAACAUCAUAUCAGGUAAUACACAGUAAGAACUUAUUAUGUGUCCCUUCCUUGCUGACCCACAAUGAAAACAUGGUGGCCAAAGUGGGUGAAGUGAAGUCCACCAUCAAAUUCCUGAUGAAGAAGGUGCUGUGUCUGGCAGUGGCUGUUGGCCACGUGAAGAUGACAGAAGAUGAGCUUGUGUAUGACAUCCACUUAGCUGUCAAUUUCGUGGUGUCCUUCCUCAAGAAGAAUUGGCAGAAUGUUAGGGCUUUAUACAUCAAGAGCACCAUGCGCCCGAACUAA
Messenger RNA from Odobenus rosmarus divergens (Pacific walrus), 639 nucleotides. RefSeq lists its product as uncharacterized. Lineage: Eukaryota; Metazoa; Chordata; Mammalia; Carnivora; Odobenidae. The record is from RefSeq and is a predicted model, not a curated record. The transcript is spliced from 3 exons. The coding region runs from base 1 to 639 and encodes 212 amino acids.